Molecule: messenger RNA, 1900 nt
Organism: Dothidotthia symphoricarpi CBS 119687
Lineage: Eukaryota; Fungi; Ascomycota; Dothideomycetes; Pleosporales; Dothidotthiaceae
Product: Metallo-hydrolase/oxidoreductase
Exons: 1
Coding region: 436-1584 (382 amino acids)
Biological process (GO): N-acylethanolamine metabolic process; N-acylphosphatidylethanolamine metabolic process
Cellular component (GO): cytoplasm; membrane-bounded organelle
Molecular function (GO): N-acylphosphatidylethanolamine-specific phospholipase D activity; zinc ion binding
Source: RefSeq, a predicted model, not a curated record
UGGUGACAUGCGUCAACCGCAGCUCGCCUAAAAUAACUCGGAAGAGCUGUGUUGCCCACCGUACUCAGGAUCGUCUUCCAUGAAAAUGAAAAGAGAUGUGGGUGGCUCGAUAGGUGGGUGAGGGCGUUCGAGAGAGGUUGGAGUUGCCUAUUGAGGCGAUGAUGUAAUAUCAUCUAAUCUCCCCAAGAACAACACCAAGUGUUUGUGGAAAGAUAUUCAGAUUUCAAGGCCAGAGUCAAUCGAACAUAUCUGCGUCGACUUAGAUAUGUUUACUCACGUACAUCGUACACGGCCCGCCGGUGAGACUUUAGACCCGACGCGCAUCAGCUUCCCCGCGGCAUACGUCAAGACUUUACCACAUCCCUUCGAUAAACUCUAUACGAUGCAGCAUAUUUCCCUACGCUCUAGCUCUUUAGGCCUCCAAGAACCCUCAUUAUGCCUGCAAUAUCCCACGUAACUACGCUACCUGCGUACCGACCAGAAUCCUACACGACCGCCCACCAUACUGGCUACCCUCCAACCGGCUUCAAGAACCCAUGGCCAUCGUACAACACCACAGGCCUCGUCUCCCUAUUUCGUACGCGCUGGAGUACGCCGAAAAACUUUGUCCCUGUCCCCGCCGAUCGUGACGGCCUUGUCGAAGUCCGCAGGCCUGAUUUCGCCGUAAACUCCAACGGCCUGAAAGCAACAUGGAUUGGGCACGCGAGUUUUCUCAUCGAAACGAGUAGAGCAAAGGGCAGGGAGAGGGGCUUGAGAAUACUCAUCGACCCAGUAUGGAGUGACAGAGUCGGGCCGUACGGCGUAGUUGGGCCUGUUCGAUUCACGCCUCCGCCGUGCGCAAUUGAAGAGUUGCCUGAGGUGGACGCAGUGUGUAUAAGUCAUGAUCACUACGAUCAUUUGGACUCAGACACGCUGAGAAGGCUAAACAUGAAACACAACGGGGACAUGCGCUUCUUUUGUGGGCUGGGUGUCAAAGCAGUCUUGACAGGACUUGGUGCUGGGAUAAAGGCUGAACAAGUCACUGAAAUGGAUUGGUGGGAUGGGAUAAAGUUGGAUCAGGAGGGCGUCGGGAGUGUGGAGCUAGUCAGUACUCCAGCGCAGCAUCGCUCGGGAAGAAGUCCUUGGAGCUUCGAUUCGACGCUUUGGGUCAGCUGGAUUGUCAAAGAACCGGGUCCAGAAGGCAAGAAACUGUUCUUUGCUGGUGAUACAGGCUACUGCCAUGUCACAUCCGAUACACAGUUCACACAUCACGACGCACCACACCCGCCCUGUCCAGCGUUCAAGGAGAUCGGCGACCUUUACGGACCCUUCGAUCUCGCUUUGUUACCAGUCGGCUGCUUCAAACCGCGCUCAAGUCUAUCGGGACAGCAUGCGAGUCCCGAUGACUCGUUGGCAAUCCACAAGGAUGUGAAGAGCAAGAAGAGUAUAGGCAUGCACUACGGCACCUUCAGGGGUGCAUUCUCUGCGGCGUACGAGCCAGUAACCGAGCCGCCAGAGCGUUGGAAGAACGGGGCCGAGGCGAUGGGUUUGAAGUGGGGUGAAGAGGUGGGUUUGUGUGACAUUGGGGAGACUGUGGUGGUGUGAUGCGAGUCAUCUUGAGUUUUAGUUGUCUCUGGGGUCCAGUCACAGUUUAUCUGAAUCGACAAUAUGACAAUUCCGUUCCCAUGUUCUCUUAGUCAUUUCUUGCUUGUAUCCUUGACUGCUGCAGCGCUAAUAUGUCCACUUGUUCCAGCCUUAGAAUCAAGGUGGAAAGAGUAACGCUUUGGAGUUCUCACACGGCAUGCAGUCAACCUCUCUGUCGGUCAAAACCCGGGAAACAAGCUUUCUUAACUAACCUUCAACGCCUAAAGACGAUAAAGAUAAAAGAAACGAUUUUCAUUUUGAAGUCUUUACACGCAUC